ACAUUUCAAGCCUACGUACGUACUUAUAUGCGUGUACUUGUGUACUCGCAUCCGGUGGCGGUCCCGAAGUCCCGAGACUGACAGAGUUGACAGACUUCUACGAGAAAUCGGCGGUGAAGAGUCUUUGUUUUCGCACCAUGAAGCUGCUACUGUUCCUCGGUCUGGUGGCCGCGGUCUCCUGCGCGAACGGAAACGGUCCGAAAGUCACCGACAAGGUAUGGUUCGACAUCAAGAUUGGCGGUGUCGAUGCGGGGAGAGUAGAAAUCGGCCUCUUCGGCAAAACCGUUCCAAAGACAGUCAAGAAUUUCGUGGAGCUCGCCAAGAAACCGGAGGGUGAGGGAUAUAAAGGCAGCAUGUUUCAUAGAGUGAUCAAAGAUUUCAUGAUCCAGGGAGGAGUUACAAAGGGAGAUGGAACUGGAGGUCGCAGUAUCUAUGGAGAUCGUUUUGCUGAUGAGAACUUCAAACUGAAGCACUACGGUGCUGGAUGGUUGUCCAUGGCCAAUGCUGGCAAGGAUACCAAUGGGUCUCAAUUCUUCAUCACAGUUAAGCAAACACCGUGGCUUGAUGGUAGACAUGUUGUUUUUGGCAAAAUUAUCAAAGGAAUGGACGUAGUUCGUAAAAUUGAGCAAACGAACACGGAUUCGCGAGAUAGACCACAGGAGGAUGUUACUAUCGCCGAUAGUGGUGCAGAGAUUGUAGCAGAGCCAUUUAGCGUAACCAAAGACGAUGCUACUGAUUAAAUACUAGUGUUUACUCAAAUAGGUCUCACUAUUAUUUACAGUCAAUAUUUUUACAAAAAUUUGAUUUUUUUGAAUUUUGGCUCCUACAUCUUUAUUAAUCAGCUUUCAUAAAAGUGUGAAUAAUAGCUGUACGAUCUCAAUCUCUCUCCGCUGUGAUACUCAACUGUUUGACAGCAAUCGAUUGAUCUAUCGAUAGAAGAUCCAUGCCAUAUCAGCAGUGAUCACAAGAAUAAUGCAGCAUUUUAUAGAAUCAUAAAACAUUCAGUAAAGCAAUUAUUCAGUACAUAAGUUGUCAUAGGAACGAUUGUUUCCAUUCCAAUUGUUACAGCUAUGUAUACUUGCACAAGAAAUUUUAUACGCAGUAUAUAAGCAGAUUUUCUACAUUCACGAAUAAAUGUAAGUUGUUUAAAGUA
Nylanderia fulva is the source of this 1153-nucleotide messenger RNA. RefSeq names its product peptidylprolyl isomerase B (cyclophilin B) (gene Ppib). Gene Ontology annotation, molecular function: cyclosporin A binding; peptidyl-prolyl cis-trans isomerase activity. The record is from RefSeq and is a predicted model, not a curated record. NCBI's taxonomy places the organism in Eukaryota, Metazoa, Arthropoda, Insecta, Hymenoptera, Formicidae. Gene Ontology annotation, biological process: protein folding; protein peptidyl-prolyl isomerization. Gene Ontology annotation, cellular component: intracellular membrane-bounded organelle; cytoplasm.